Messenger RNA from Amblyraja radiata (thorny skate), 2449 nucleotides. RefSeq names its product specifically androgen-regulated gene protein. NCBI's taxonomy places the organism in Eukaryota, Metazoa, Chordata, Chondrichthyes, Rajiformes, Rajidae. The transcript is spliced from 4 exons. The record is from RefSeq and is a predicted model, not a curated record. The coding region runs from base 188 to 1621 and encodes 477 amino acids.
GAUCGCGGGAGAGGCGGCGACACUCGGACAGGUGUGGAGCUGUUGGACACAGGUGUGUGUGUGGGGGUAGUUGGAUACAGGUACCGUUGGAGUUGUUUGGUUUAUCCUGAUGCUCGUGCUUCGACCCGACCUAGCACCAAGUCCCUAGAGCAAUGCCCUAGGUUUGCUGUGCAUCGGAGCAGCAUCCAUGGACUCCAUCACCAGUGUCGGCAGCUACACUAAUGAAGCCAGUCACGUUUCUAGUCAUGGUGAUGAGGUUUGGAACUCCCUCACGGACGAAGAGAGAGAAUGCCUGCUGUUCCUUGAAGAAACUAUCGACUCUUUGAAUAUUGAAGAAUUAGAACAAACUGAAACUGUGUUGACUAGAAAUGGGAGUCUGUCUGAGAAAGUGCCCCCAUCACCGUACCCGGAGAGCCCGCCUCUUCAACUAGCAGAACCUCCUGGAAAAAUCCCACGAGCAGUGUUGCCACUCGGCCCGUCUACCCCGGAUACUACGCCCGCCCAGGUGGUCGAGUCCAAAUCUGGAUCCAAUACUCUCCCCAAGUCGGGUUGGAGGGAGAGUGGGCGCCUGGAGCCCAGUGCGGGGGAGGGGAGACGGCGGUCCCUCACCACACCGGCCCACCCAUCGUCGGGGACCAGGGACGAGCGGGGAAAGCACGGACCCCCCACUGCGCCCAAACCGGGGCGGCUCCCCCAAAACAUCGUGCUGAGGAGCUACCAACAGAACAACGGUCCCCAUCCACAGAGCAUCUACAAGGUGUCGCAGGACGGUGGGAGAGGGAAUGACCAGUCUAAGGACAGCAGCACUGAGGCGGAGGCUCAACAUGUUCGCCAGCAGGCCCUGGCCAAGCUGGGAUUGCUGGCCGAGACAGACGGGGUGCGGAGGAAUCGACGAGAGUCGGUGAAAGUUCCCGGUGGGUCGCUGGUGCCAGCGGGCGAUGAGAAGGUCACUGGUCACUCGGGGACGGACAAUGAGCAGAACAAACACCCUGAGCCCAGAGGUCCGAGUGUGGGCUCGGGUUCUGACACCAACCAUUCCACCGCCAACGUUGGUGCGGGCAAUGCCAACAGGCUUCACUGGCGGCAUCCAGCCGCAACGUCAGCCAGCCUGAACAGGUUUAGUACCCCUGGUGACACGGGCUUCCCCUCCGCCCGCCCCAUCUCCACCAACACCGCGCUGGUUGCCGGCACCAGCAAUACCUUGCCGAGCGUCAAGAGAUCGGUGAACGUUAGCGAUGGCCUCGCCCGGAACAGUAGCCUCCACCCCUGGUCGCUGGGUCCCAGCAAGGCCAGCAGCCUGAAACGCCUUGGCACGUCCGGUGACAACAGCCAGCCGCGUACAGUCACGGUCACUGCCGCCCCUGGCCCACAGAAACUGCCCAAACCGCGCCCCAUGUCCGUCUGCUCGGAGGCCGACCUAUCGGCCAGGCUCGGCAACGCCCCAGAGGGAACGUCGCCCGAGAAGCCGGCCGGGAGGUUUUUCCCCAUGAAGAUUCACCACAUCUCUGCCAAACCUCACCGGUCACCGCCCAAGGGGCUCAACGUACAGUCUGUGGCCCAGCAGUCCAGCUACAAAGACCGCAAGGAUGCUCUGAGGAAACUUGGGCUUCUCAAAGAGUAACAGCCAAGUCUCUGGGGGGGAGGAGGGUAAAGGAGGGGACUGCCAGGCCUUUCACGGACUUCAGGCAACCUCCCUCCAUCUUGCCCGGAAUGGAUAGUAUCUAGCCCACUGCCAUGCUGUAGAAGCCAUCGUGACCACUGCCACCUCCAGCUGGGAUCAGAGGCAGAGGUGACUAGGCUAACCAUACCAUAACGGGCCGUUGAUUACUGCAGUCAGUGUUCAUUACUUGCCGACUGAUAGCCCUGUCCCACGGAACAAGUUCAUUCAAGAGCUCUCCCGAGUUAAAAAAAUAAAUCAAACUGGUGGUAAGCACGGAGAAUGAACGUAGCGGGUACGUCGGAGCUCGGGGACAUCUCUUAGGGCUAACGGCAGGUACUCGGGAAGACUCGCUAACGGCAGGUACUCGGGAAGACUGAUGAAGAUUUUUCAACACGAUGAAAAAUGUCCACGAGAGCCCCGAGUACCGACGUGCGGCCAUUACCGUAAAUCUCCGAGUUGGAAUCAGGGCAAACUCGGGAGAACUCUUCGAAUGAAUUUGUACCGUGGGACAGGGCUAUAACCGUGCUGGCUUUGAGCAGUUGACUUCUAGGUGUUUGCACAAGGGAGCCAUCACUGCCUCUGCCCCUUCUCCCCAUCAACACUGCCCCGUGGACAGCCAACCUUGCCCUGUCACUGCCUGAAGGGUCUCCCUGUCUCGCUACUUGCAGCUACCUAGUGGCCCAGCAACCAAGACAUCUUCUGCCCAAUAACAAUCUGGCCCAAUGGAUAUCUCUGAAAAUAAAAGCUGAACAUUCUGGAAAUAUUCGGCAGGUCAGGAAACAAUGGUGA